CUUCAGGUAGUUAUAUUUUCACUCGUAUUUUUACAUAACAUAGGGCCGCCGAGAGGUUUCGGACUAAAGGCCCUGGGGCAAAAGUUUUUCAGUGUAUAAACGCUUACCAAUCCGACAGUGCUGACCAGUUUAUUAUCUAAUAUUAUUGCUUUUCUAUUAUUAAGACUAACCUACUAACCGCUUGUACGCAAUACCAAUUAUGGGGACUGUACUAUAACAUUUAGAUUAGAUUUAACCGAAAGACGAGGCCUAGCAGAAUUUUUUUGCGACCACGUCCUUUAGAUAAGCUCAAAAUACAUUUAAGAAUUUUACCUGCAGUCAUUUCUGGCAAUCGUUUAUAAUGUUUUACUAUAACUAGACAUAAUUUUGCUAAUUUUGACUGAUUCCAUUUCUAUCCCUUUCCCCCUCUCGGCGGCCCUGUUUAUACAGUUUUUGAAAGGAUUGACGCAAGCUUUUGGAGAUUUCAAUGAGAUAUCACUGAAAAUAUUAUUUUAAGAAACCCGAGACAUGUUCUAUGUGCUUCUUGAUUAAUCAUAUCGCUUUUUGAUUGUCAUUUCCAAAAUAUCAUCUUAAUAAUGAAUUGAAAUGGAAAUAAUGUUAUCUAUCUUUAAAAAGCUCAACGAACAGUUCAAAAUCCAUCUUGCGUACUCACGCGUGUAAGUUAAUUGAUCGCUAGUUAAAACGCUUAAAUCACGUUGGUUUCCGCUUGUCAAAAUUUCAACGCAGAGGUCCAUUCACACUUGUCGCGUUUUUCAUGCCGCGGACCAUAAAAGGUGUGCGUUUUUUGACGCACAGCUUGGUGCCAAUGCGUUUUUUUGCAAUGCGGCAAAGUUGAAAAAAUCCAACAAAAACGCUUCGUGACGCUCAGAUCACUAGUUCAAAAUGGCUGCUAAACACGUCAACAAGGAGUUAUUGAUUGAAUCGGUUAGAAAAUAUCCUUGUCUUUACGAUACAUCGCGGAAAGAUUACAAGGACGACAGUAUUAGGGAAAAUGCCUGGAAAAUGGUUUGCAUCGAUGCGUUGAACCAUGUGCAAGAAGACCAAAAACUACUGAAUGAAGAUAUUGCAAUGCUGAAAAGAGUUUUCAAAAACUUGAGAGACCGGUACAUGAAAAUGAAGAAAGAGUACAAGCCGUCAGGGAGUGCAGGAGGGGUUCCUUUGGAGCCUUCGUGGCCAUUCUUUGCCCAGUUGCAAUUUCUGGAUCCAUUUCUAAAACAUAGGCCCACUACCAGCAAUUUGCAAGUGACAUCCUAUGGUUUCGAACGUUUCUCCGAACAAGAAACUACGCUGCAAACUGAUAAUGAGGAUUCAUUCGUCAAUCUGCCUGAUGAGGAAAUCGAGACCCUGUCAUCCAGUUUAAAGCAAACCUCUUCCCCAGACACCCAAUCUUUUACCCCGAUUCUUUCACCAACCGUCUCUAUUGAUGCAUCAGUUGCUGCCCCCUCACCUUCUUCGUCAAUACCUGCCAAUACUGUACAAACAGGUAAAUCAAAAAAGCGCAGAAAGGGUCAAGAAGAGACAAGUAACGAGCUGCUGUUACAAGCUUUGAAAGAAUCCAAUGACUUUAUUGCAGCAGCAUGCAGUCGCCAGGAGCCUGAUGAAGAUGAUUUGUUUGGGCAAAGUGUCGGGAAACAGUUAAAGAAACUAAGUGAAUACCAAAAAAGCCUUGCUAAAAUAAAAAUCCAGCAAGUUAUACAUGAAGUUAAGUGGCUGAGUGAGAGCCAGUUGUAAAACGUAAAUUUGGUAGCAUUAAGAACCUUUUCGAUUUUGAAUAACAUUAUUAGAUUAGAUAGCGUCUUUUUAAAAUCGGGUGCCGUUUGAGAGAGGGGAGAUACUAUUGACCACUGUGGUAUUAUUGAAUUGCCUCUCCCCCCCUCUUGCAUAAGCAAUCUCAUCAAAUAGGCCCCUAAUCUGGAACUGAAAAUUCUAAAUAAGCCCCUACCCUUUGAAAAGGACCUCUAUUAACAUGCCAAUUUUUACAAUAGAUGAUUUUAGUUUCUGGAUAGAUACGACAUUCGUCGUAAAGUUAAACCAAUAAAAACGAAACAUUUUUAAUUUUUUUUCAAAAUUUACUUUCAAAAUAUUUGUUCUCCUGGAGUGGACUUGAAUAAAGAAAAAUUGCUUCAAAGAGCUG
Rhopilema esculentum is the source of this 2134-nucleotide messenger RNA. NCBI's taxonomy places the organism in Eukaryota, Metazoa, Cnidaria, Scyphozoa, Rhizostomeae, Rhizostomatidae. The record is from RefSeq and is a predicted model, not a curated record.